AUGCAUAACAUCUUCCUCGGUUUACUUCGUCAUCACGGCCUCAAUGCGUUGGGAUUAUUGUCAAAAAAGAAAUCAACAUCUUCUAGACAGAAAGUUAGCGAAGCAGAAGAGGACGAGUCUGAUACAUUGGAGCAGGUACUUGAGGAUUUCGAUUCAGACGAUGGUGGAUCUGACCAUGAAGAAACCGAGUCUCAAGCAUCAGAAUGCGUUGGUGAUCAAGUUGCGAACCAGUCACCCUCUGUAUGUGAAGACGCCUCGCCUGCCCCAGAAGAUGAUCUAUCACUUGCUUUUGGAAGCAUGGGUCUAGAAUACAAUACUACGCUUGACGCUGAGCAAGGUAUUCAUGACGAUCAAUCCGAACUUGAACCUUUCAUGGGAUUUUCAGAAGAUUCAGUUGCAGGAUGUGAAGAGGAGGAAGAGGAGUUAUCUGAUUAUGAAGAGGUUAAUCAACAAUAUAAUAAUAUUUUCAACAAAAAGAAGCACUUGAAUAUCCUGAGGGAAGUUAUACGGCAGGCCCAUCUCCCCUCUUGGAUCGGUCGAGUACCACAGACGGUAGGAUCAAGCAAAGGUGGUAAAUUAAAAGCAGAUGAAUGGGUUGUAUUAUAUGAGGUCAUGAUAAUUCCGGCCUUCAUACUUUUCUUCCAUAGAAAGGGUCAUCUUUCAUGCAUCACAGACCAUGAGAUUGUUCGAAAUACCCUUCAUCUCAUCAGUAUCCUCAAAAUUGUACGAAGAUUCGAAGUGCAAGAUAAAGAUUUGGGGGCUUUGAAAUACCAUAUAAAAAGCUAUCGACACGGACUCUCUGAACUGUUCACUUCACUUUCGGUGACUCCCAAUCUACAUAUGUUACUACACAUUCCUCAGGUAGUCAGGGUUUUUGGUCCUGCUCCUUAUUGGACUGCGUGGUCGUUUGAGGCAACAAAUGGAUCAUUGGCCAAGAUUCCAACUAAUAAUCAUGAUAAAGGCUCUAGGGAGUACACAAUACUGAAUAAGUGGACAACCGGUCAGAAUAUGCGCUGUGUGCUUCCGGACUUAUGCAAACAGCUACCGAAAAAAACGGCAGCAAAUCUCUCCAAAUUUUUGUCACCAAAGUGUACCGAUGGCAGCGCUUCUGCCUACCUUCGAGAAGGACGGGGUGGCCCAACGACACUCAGGUAUAAUCCCAAAAAGAAUGAAACUCUGGAUUAUGAUGCCCAUCUCCUUCUUCUCAGUCGCAUGAAAGAAAUUUAUGGCGACAAGGCAAUACUUUCCACUGACGUCUACAAGAAAUCCCAGCACAAUGAAGAUAAAAUUCUUAUAUCAAGAUGGGUCAAUCAAAUGGUUUCAGUCAAAUGUCACAAUGUAGUAUAUUCAACUAACAAGAAAAACCCGGGGAACAGCAUAGUUCUUUAUCCGAUACGUAUUUCCAAACACAAGAAAGGUUUUGUCUGGGGAAAAAUCAACGAAAUAUUCAUGACAAUAGUUCGUCGGGAUGGAAAUAUAGACCAGCAGAUUUGGAUUGACAUCUCUCGAUAUGCUACUUUGACGGCAGCUCACCAAAGAAAGCACGGGUUCACUGACUGGCCAUAUUCUGGAUUCAGUGUGGUGUACGAUAGAGAGAAAAAGAAAGAUAUGGUAAGAUUGGAUGAGAUUGUCGGUCAUGGUGCUUCUUGGGAAAAUCCGCAAGGCUGCUUUGGAAUCAAGGAGCCUACAUUGUUGAUUAUCAAUUUAUCAAAGACCUCGUGCACUGCAACUUGA
This is a messenger RNA of Melampsora larici-populina 98AG31, 1734 nucleotides long. RefSeq lists its product as uncharacterized. Lineage: Eukaryota; Fungi; Basidiomycota; Pucciniomycetes; Pucciniales; Melampsoraceae. The record is from RefSeq and is a predicted model, not a curated record. The coding region runs from base 1 to 1734 and encodes 577 amino acids. The transcript is spliced from 2 exons.